Symphalangus syndactylus (siamang) is the source of this 4097-nucleotide messenger RNA. It is a transcript of the gene GARIN6, whose product is annotated as golgi associated RAB2 interactor family member 6. Gene Ontology annotation, cellular component: nucleus. The record is from RefSeq and is a predicted model, not a curated record. NCBI's taxonomy places the organism in Eukaryota, Metazoa, Chordata, Mammalia, Primates, Hylobatidae.
GUAAUCUUAUUGAAUUGAUAAUAUUUGCAAUACCUAGCAAAAUUCUUUAGAGCUUUUUUUUUCAAUACAAUCUGAUGGUAAAGAAUAGAGCAUAAAUGUGAUGUUCAAGGCUCUUUUCAUUCCACAGCCAGGGUACAAAUGUCUAGGUAAAAGCUUAAAAAUUGCAUCAUCAGUUUGAGGGUGAGUCAAAACAUAAAAUUUAUCAUGGCUAUAGAAACAGAAAAAAAAAAUACAUUGCCAAUAAAAUAGUUCUUUCCCCUGGUAACAGAAAUAAAUUUCCUAAUAAAAAUAGAAGUUAAAAAGAAAAUGAAAAUUAUACCUAAGCACUUUAAACAUUUCACUGAACAUAAUUCCAUACCCACAAACACAUACACAUGGUCUUACAUAAAUUGAAUCUCACCUAUACUAUGAGUUUGAAAUCAGUUUUUCUCUUAUUCUUUAAGAAAAAAAAAAGGUCAGGUAUAUCUUUUAAUGUCAAUAAAUAGGAAAACUACGUAAUCAUUUUUAGGGCUGUAGACUGUCCCGUCACAGAAGCUCCAUAAUUUAUUUAAGCAAUCCCCUAUUAUAAGACACUAAUGCUGUUUACAAUUUUUUACUCUACAACAAACAUUGAUAAACAUCCUGUACCAACCUGUUUACCAAUUUAUCCAAUUCUCUCUUUAAAAUAAGUAUCUACAACUACAGGAGCUGGAUAAAUGAGUAUACAGAGAAUGUAUAUUAAACUCUUGCCUCUCACAGAAAAUUUACCUGUAACCCUUUUGAAAGCAAUUUGCCAGAAUGCAUUAAGGUCCCUAGAUGGGUGAGUUGGUGGGGGGGUAGUGGUCUGCUGAGCUGUGGAGGGUGGUGGGGCUGAGGGUGGGGUGGAGAGGGUGGUAUCCCCGCCCUGAGGUAGGGACUACUGGGUGACAGAGACAAAGGGGUGUGUGAUGGGGCAGGUCACAAUGGGUAGGGGAGGAUAAAAGUUGUCCUGUGGGGUGGUUUAGCAGCAGUGGAUGGUUCAGGUUGGGAAGAAGAGCAGUGGGAUUGCCAGUUGAGGUUGUGGAAUCAAAGAGCAAAGGCUGUUGUGAAGUGGAGUAUCAGGCUCAAAUGGAGGUCCCUCCCGAAUGAGCACCGACACCUGUGUGCCUGGACAUCCACGAGGCCCCAACACCUGUGCUCCUGACAGCUCCAUGCAUUAAGCAGGGCACAGUCUGGAUCCGGGGGACUGACUGUCUCUGGCAUUGAGCAGUUGGUAAUCAAUACCCCACCCUGUUCUCAGUCACUUGGGGACAAAAAAGAAAGCCUGCAGAACACGACCGCUGGCCCACCUGCCAGAGUGGCCAAGGAAACAGGAUGCCCGCUAAGGCAUGUUAAGGAAGGUGUGGAGCAGCUGCUGGGAACUGUCUUGAUAAAAGAAAGACAUGGAGGACCGGUGUAUGCUACCGUAUUACACAGCCCAAAGCAGCCCCGCAAUGGGCAUGUUUAACACCUCCAUGGGGAAGCUGCAGCGGCGACUGUACAAAGGCGAGUAUACUAUAUUCAGGUACGCACCCAUGUUUGAGAGCGACUUUAUCCAGAUCAGCCAAAGAGGAGAAGUGAUUGAUGUGCACAACCGUGCCCAAAUGGUAACAGUGGGCAUCGUUCGCACCAGCCCCUGCCUCACACUACCUGAUGUCAUGCUGCUGGCCCGACCAGCUGCUGUCUGUGACAAUGCCAGGUGUGGUCCUGCCACCCAGGAAAGAGAUAGUCCGCCUGCAGAGAUCUUAGAACUAACCAGGCUGCUUCCCUUGAUGUUUGUGAAAAUAACCAUCCACAACAGCAUAAAAAAACAGCUCCACCUGCAGCUUGCUACUGGCCGCUCUUUUUAUCUUCAGCUGUGUCCGCCCUCAGAUGCAAGUGAAGACCUUUUUGUUCACUGGGAAAACCUUGUUUACAUCCUGAGACCACCAGUGGAGGCUUACAGUGGUACCAAGGCUAUCCUAUCUGGGAACACAUUGGACUCAUCUGUGUUUGAGGAAGUGCAGAGGAGCCCAGUGGGAUAUGACACGAAGUUUUGUGAAGAGAAGGAGCAAUUCAGAAUCAGUAGGCUUCACAUGAAUGCUGAAAUGUUUGGGCUGACUCUCUGCUACUCAGCAUUGGGAGUCAAUAUCUCAACUCUGCAGGAUGAGGCCACAUGCGUGAAUGGGAUGGAAGCCAGAGGGUCUCUACCUAGCUGGACUGACUCUGCAGUAAUAACCUCAAAGCCUGGUACUACACAUGGUGCAGAGGUGGACAUCUCACCUAAGACUGUGGAGGGGAACAACACGAUUCACCACAAUAAAAUCCAUCAACUCAAAUUAUCUGUUCUAAUCACAUAUGCUCUAUUGACAGGAAGGGUAGCAAUAAAACUAAUGGCAGUUUAUGAUCAGGCUCUGAAAACCAUCUUUAACUUUCCCUUAACUUUAUAUUUUUUAAAUAAAUUAAUAGAUGACAGAAUAAAAUGUUGAAGAUUACUCUCAGAUAUGAUCCUACAUUAGGAGAAUUAUUCUAAAACUAUUUUCCAAAAUAUAAAAUGAGAACCCAGGAACGAACACACACACACACACACACACACACACAGACAGACACUCUCUCUCUCUCUCUCUCUCUCUCUCUCCAGGUUUGAAUCAUAGCAUUGCCACACAUUAACUGUGACUUUUAGUAGAUUUUUCUUUAAAUGGUCACCUUGAGAUUAUACAUGUAUAAUAUCUGGAACAUAGUAGGCACUGUGUAAAUGGUAGUGUUGAGAAACAAAUUCUGAAUUUAAUCAUACUUUCCAGAAAGGGCUUAAUUUUCCCAGUCUCUUCAUUCUUGAUUUCCUUUCUUAAAUCUUAAUUAACUGCUUUGCAAUUGUCCCAUAAAAGCUCUAUUUACAGUAAAUCUUCUUAGUAUUUUCCCAAGAAUUUUAACCCCCGAUGUUAUUUAGAAUUCUAAAUUUUCAUGAAUUUGUAGAAACUUCAAUCUAGUUACAAUGGAAAGAUAACUUCAAAGCACUCAUCUUUUACCUGGUUCUCUCCAAUUUUAGUAUUCUUGGAGACAGAAAAAUAAAUAAAACGUAAUAUAGGAUCAAUUCAUAAUCUGGACAAAAACUGGAAAUUAGAUCAUUUUAGAAUUGUAAGAUCCACAUCCACGGGAUUAGCCAAUAUUCUAAUUUUGAAAGUAAAAAGUCUGUUUGAGUCUAAAGUAAUACAUCAUAUGGUUUGAUAACCCAGAACCAGAAUGUAUAGGUAACCUGGCUCCCAAUUAAGUCUGUAUUGUUUCCAUAACACUCAUGUUUCUGAUGAGCACUAUGCUUUGAAUAUAAAAGAUAUUUGAUACGUGUUUGCUGGAUCCAAUUAAGGGCUAUAAAUGUGAAUAUAAUUUAUUCCAAACCAACAAAUCUGGGGAUAUAAAAUUUUACAUAGUACUGUACUGAUUGUACAGAUCCCAAAGGCUCCUGUAUAUACUGUAAGGAAGCAGUUUACCAGUAGACCCUCACAGCACUCAUGACUUAAUGAUUUUUAAUGGCCUUCAAAAGUGCUUCAGACCUGAAAAAAUGGCUUCAAAAUAUGAAAAACAUUUCACAGGUUAGAUGUUCUAGCUUUGCGAAUUUCAAGGUUACAUUACUGAGAAAUCACAUCUAAUCAUAAAUCACUUUUCAGCAAAUAAUUUCAAAUGAAAAAAUUUAAAAAUAAAACAAUUUUUGUUUUUCAUGUGGUAUGUAGCCCAGUAUCAUAUGAUACUGCAGACUCCCUAAGAGGCUUUAAAAUGACCAUAUUGCAAACUCUUAACAGAGACCAACUUUAUCUUUGUAUUCAAGGACUGUCAGCAUGUUUACCACAUUGUAGUCCCUUGAUAAUCACAGAAGAGAUCAUUGUUAAAAGCACUGCACAUUUUGUAUUUUUUCUCUAAAUCUUCAAUCUGACUCAAUCUCUUUUUAAAUUGUAUAUUCCUUUGGUAAAUAUUUCAAUCUGCUUCUGAUUACAAAUCCUGAUGCUUAUUACUAUCAGAUCCUGUUGCUAGGUCACAGUUUUAUUAAAAUUCUAAAACAAUACAUAUCCUGUUACCUCAUCCCUUGUAAUCAAAGUUUAAGAGAUAAUUUAGAUAAUAGAUACUUAUAA